GUUUUAUUUUUUAUUUUUUGUCCUUCUUCUUCACCCUACUCACAUCUAUUAGGCAUGCAAAAAAUCAGAUACAAUAGUCCUUUGGUGCAAAUCAUACUACUGGGCUUCGUAUGCUUCUGUUGUCCUGGCAUGUAUAACGCACUGUCUGGAUUGGGAGCUGGAGGUCGUAUCGGCUCGGAUGUCUAUCUCACCGAUAGUUCCAACGCUGCACUUUACGCUUGUUUUGCCGUCGUUGGUUUCUUCGCAGGUUCUGUCAAUAAUACCCUUGGUCCUAGAUAUACACUUUUGAUUGGCUCCGUCGGAUAUGUGUUGUAUUCUGUAUCGCUUUGGGUCUACGAUACUAAGGCUAACGCCGCUUUCGUCAUUGCUGCCGGUGCUAUCCUUGGUUGCUGUGCCGGUCUUUUGUGGACAGCUCAAGGUUCCAUUAUGAUGAGUUACCCAGAAGAAAAGAACAAAGGAAAAUAUGUUUCUAUUUUCUGGACUCUCUUCAAUCUUGGUGGUGUCCUUGGUUCCUUAAUUCCCCUAGGUCUCAACUUGACCAGCAGUGGUGAAGGCGGUGUCUCAACAGGAACAUACAUUGCUUUCGUUGUUAUCAUGAUCAUUGGUGGGCUGUGCUCGCUCUUGAUUUGCAAACCUAACUCGGUUAUCAGAACUGAUGGAACCGGUGUACAUAUGGCUCAAAACACCACCUGGAAGCAGGAACUGAAGGGUGUCAUUGGUGUCUUUAGUCAAUGGAGAAUCAUGGCUCUUUUGCCUGCCUUCUUGGCUUCCAAUUGGUUCUACUCCUAUCAAUUCGGCCUUAAUGCGCUGUAUUUCGAUGUUGCCACAAGAAGUUUGAAUGGUACCAUGUAUUGGGCUAUGCAGAUUGUUGCAUCUAUCUUCCUUGGCCAAGUCCUCGAUUAUGCCAAACUCAAGCGUCGUAGCCGUGGUCUUAUCGGUCUCGCUAUUACCUUUGUAGUGUGUAUGGCAGUCUGGGCGGGAGGUUUCGUUUUCCAGCUUGGUUUCGAUCGCUCCUAUUCAAACCCUAUUCACUGGACUGACCCUGGGUUUGCUGGUCCAUUUGUUCUCUAUAUCUUCUAUGGUUUUACCGAUGCUCUUUAUCAAACCUACCUCUACUGGCUUAUGGGUGCUAUGAGCAAUGACCCUGGAAUGCUUGCUCGCUAUGCAGGUUUCUACAAGGCUGUUCAGUCUGCUGGCGGUGCCAUCUCUUUUGGUAUCGAUGCUGUUCAUACCGACUUGCGAUGGGAGGCCUUGAUCUGCUGGCUUCUCGUCUUUAUUUCUUUCCCUCUCAUUGCCGUUGUCACUUGGAAUAUUUCCGACACUAACAUCACUGUUGACGAUUUCGUUGACACUGAUACAACCGCCUCUGUCUCAAGCCAUUACCAAGAAAAGAAUGAGGUCUCCCAUGACUCCCAAGCCUAAAGCGGUUUGGGUUGUAUAUCCUCUCUAUGAAAAUAAUCCGCGUCUAUUUACGUGGGAUGUACCAUUGUAUUCACCUCCCUCGUUUUGUUCCAUAACUUGUCUUUGUCAACAUUUACAAAGGCGUUUCCCCCACAUUUCCCAGCUACAAUUUUGACAAGAUAUUAUUAUAUCGACACUAUUCUAUAGUUUCUCAAUGAUUUUUUUUUUCGUAGUAACACAGGAAUAUCGCAUUGUAAUAUUAGAAAAUUGGAUAUAUAAAGAUGAAUCCACUGAAAAGCUU
Molecule: messenger RNA, 1702 nt
Organism: Umbelopsis ramanniana AG
Lineage: Eukaryota; Fungi; Mucoromycota; Umbelopsidomycetes; Umbelopsidales; Umbelopsidaceae
Exons: 4
Coding region: 55-1422 (455 amino acids)
Biological process (GO): transmembrane transport
Molecular function (GO): transmembrane transporter activity
Source: RefSeq, a predicted model, not a curated record